AAAAAUAUAAAUGACACAGAGAAUGAGUAGAGAUUGCUAAAAAAGCAAAAACAAAGCAGAAAGGCGAAAAUCAGAAAGCAGAGACCUUUUUGCAGCCCAAACUAAGUCCACUGUUAUUGUGUUAUAGCUGAAGUCGUAUACAACAGAACACAAGGCGAAGCCUUUUGAUCGACGAAGCUCUUCUUUUCUCUCUCUAAAACUGAAAUUGACUGAGUAAAAUUUCGACAGACCAGAAUUUGGCAGAUAUUCUGAUCUUUUGGCAUUCUUUUUAUCUAGUUCUCUUUUUAUCUUCAUCAAUGGGAGCUCGCUGCUCCAAAUUCUCGCUCAGCUGGUUUCACUCUCAUCUCAAGCCUUCCGUUCUCGAAUCCUCUGAUAUCGAAAAUGGAUGCAAAAAUGACAGAAAUGUAUGGCCGAGGUUUACCGAGUUUAGUUUGGAUCACCUAAAAGCUGCGACGAGUGGUUUUGCUUCAGAUAAUAUAGUAUCGGAGCAUGGAGAAAAAGCUCCUAAUGUUGUUUACAAAGGGAAGCUCGAUAAUGACCGAUGGAUAGCCGUUAAACGAUUUAACAGACUGGCGUGGCCCGAUUCUCGUCAAUUCCUUGAGGAAGCGAGAUCGGUGGGCAGUCUGAGAAGCGAGCGAUUGGCGAAUCUGAUUGGAUGUUGCUGCGAAGGCGAUGAGAGAUUGCUCGUCGCCGAAUUUAUGCCCCAUGAAACGCUUGCAAGGCAUUUGUUUCACUGGGAGAAGCAGCCUAUGAAAUGGGCAAUGAGGUUAAGAGUAGCUCUCUAUUUGGCACAAGCUCUAGAGUACUGUAGCAGCAAAGGGAGGGCACUGUAUCAUGAUCUUAAUGCCUAUAGAAUUUUAUUUGAUAAGGAUGGUAAUCCUAGGCUGUCUUGCUUUGGACUAAUGAAGAAUAGUCGAGAUGGCAAAAGCUAUAGCACAAAUUUGGCUUUCACCCCUCCAGAAUACUUGAGAACUGGUAGAGUGACACCAGAGAGUGUUGUGUACAGCUUUGGGACACUCUUGUUGGAUCUUCUCAGUGGCAAGCAUAUUCCUCCAAGCCAUGCACUUGACCUGAUCCGUGGAAAGAACUUCCUUAUGUUGAUGGAUUCUGCUCUGGAAGGUCAUUUUUCAAAAGAUGAUGGAACUGAAUUAGUUCGAUUAGCUUCCCGCUGUUUACAGUAUGAAGCUCGUGAGAGACCAAAUGCAAAGUCCCUUGUCACUUCACUUACGACACUUCAGAAAGAAGCAGAGGUUCCGUCUUAUGUUUUGUUGGGUAUCUCGCAUGAAACUUCAUCGUCGAUGCAGCAAUUAUCAUUAACUCCCUUUGGUGAAGCAUGCUUGAGAAUGGAUCUCACUGCUAUACAUGAAAUACUGGACAAGAUUGGAUAUAAGGAUGAUGAAGGGAUUGCCAAUGAGCUUUCUUUUCAAAUGUGGACUAGUCAAAUGCAGGAGACACUGAAUUCAAAGAAACACGGAGAUAUUGCUUUUCGAGCCAAGGAUUUUGCUACUGCCAUUGAUUGUUAUACACAAUUCAUUGAUGGCGGAACCAUGAUAUCGCCCACUGUGUACGCCCGGCGUUGCUUAUCUUACUUGAUGAGUGACAUGUCACAAGAAGCUCUUGGAGAUGCUAUGCAAGCCCAAGUGGUAUCUCCUGAGUGGCCCACUGCCUCUUACCUUCAAGCAGCUUGUCUCUUCAGCAUUGGAAUGGAGACGGAUGCACAAGAAACGCUUAAAGAUGGGACCAGAUUAGAAGCCAAAAGAAACAAAACCUGAAACUGAAACUGUAUAGGUUUCUUUUUCUUUCUUUUUUCUUUUCGCCUCUCCUUUAACUUUUAUUAGCUUUAAUCAUUUUUAGUUUUUGUAAUUUUGUGUAGGCUAUUUAUUUUAUGUAGUCCUCCUACAUUCCCGCUUCAUUUUGAGGUUUUGGUGACAUUACAGGAUUGAAGAUGUUCAGUAAUUGUUGUUUUGUGUUGAAUGCAGUAGUUGAUAGGGAAUAGGGAUGUGCACGUGACUGCUGGAAUCUCGAUCCGUUCUUGAAAACGGUCCUAAAUUUCCUAUCACGAGUAAAAGCUAAUAUUAAUUUAA
This is a messenger RNA of Jatropha curcas, 2084 nucleotides long. RefSeq names its product serine/threonine-protein kinase BSK6. Gene Ontology annotation, biological process: brassinosteroid mediated signaling pathway; protein phosphorylation. The record is from RefSeq and is a predicted model, not a curated record. Gene Ontology annotation, molecular function: protein binding; ATP binding; protein kinase activity. NCBI's taxonomy places the organism in Eukaryota, Viridiplantae, Streptophyta, Magnoliopsida, Malpighiales, Euphorbiaceae.